This is a messenger RNA of Cuscuta campestris, 1285 nucleotides long. The record is from the annotation of a GenBank genome assembly. Lineage: Eukaryota; Viridiplantae; Streptophyta; Magnoliopsida; Solanales; Convolvulaceae.
GACACAUGGAAGAUUCGUGUACAACUAACUAAGCCUGUCACUUGGCCUCCUCUUAUCUGGGGUGUGGUGUGUGGUGCUGCUGCUUCAGGGAAUUUCCAUUGGACGCCUGAUGAUGUAGCCAAAUCGGUUGCUUGUAUGCUAAUGUCUGGUCCUUUCCUUACGGGCUUUACACAGACACUUAAUGACUGGUAUGAUAGAGAAAUUGAUGCUAUUAAUGAGCCAUACCGUCCAAUUCCCUCGGGGGCAAUAUCUGAGAAUGAGGUUAUCACACAAAUAUGGGUGCUGCUUUUAGGAGGCCUUGGAUUGGCCGGUUUGUUGGAUGUGUGGGCUGGACAUAAUUUUCCGGUUAUAUUUUACCUUGCUCUUGGUGGGUCCUUUCUGUCCUACAUAUACUCAGCUCCACCGUUGAAGCUCAAACAAAAUGGAUGGGUAGGCAACUUUGCUCUAGGGUCGAGCUACAUCAGUUUGCCCUGGUGGGCAGCUCAAGCUUUGUUUGGAACCCUUACACCAGACACUGUUGUUCUUACACUAUUCUAUAGCAUUGCAGGGCUUGGCAUAGCAAUUGUGAAUGACUUCAAGAGCAUUGAAGGAGAUAGAGCCAUGGGACUUCAGUCAAUUCCUGUAGCGUUUGGGCCUGAAGCUGCUAAAUGGAUUUGCAUUGGUGCCAUCGAUUUAACCCAACUAUCUGUGGCUGGCUAUCUUCUUGGAGUUGGGAAACCAUAUUAUGCAUUAUCGCUCCUUGGUUUAACCAUACCACAAAUAUUUUUCCAGUUCAAAUACUUAUUACAAGACCCUAUUAAAUAUGACGUAAAGUAUCAGGCGAGUGCACAACCAUUUCUUGUACUCGGUCUCUUAGUUACCGCAUUAGCAACUAGUCAUUGAGUUUUGUACGCUCCAAACAACAACAAAAUGGGAACGAUUGGAGCCAAUUCAAAUAGGGAGCCAUGGAAAUGGAGCCAAUUCAUGACGCUCGUUUGCUUACCUUUUGAUGGUGCGUGCAUUAAGUUGUUCAAAGUAGGGCUAGUUUUCUUCAUUGUUGCUCCUCAUCAACCAUCACGCAGCUGCCCCUCGUGGACCGUUUUAGCUAAACAAUACUAGUUGUUACCCGGAUGUUAAAGAAUUGUAUUUUCUAUUAAUAAGAAAAUUGAUAUUAUUAGUUUAUCUAGCAAAAAAAUGUCAAAAUUAUUUUACAAUAUUACUGCAUGAUGUAAUUUUAAUUGAUGAUCAAAGUUUGUCCGAUAGUAAAAAAUAAGUCAAAUGGAACGAACAAAAUGGAACGAAGGUA